Molecule: messenger RNA, 10547 nt
Organism: Anneissia japonica
Lineage: Eukaryota; Metazoa; Echinodermata; Crinoidea; Comatulida; Comatulidae
Exons: 22
Coding region: 224-9928 (3234 amino acids)
Biological process (GO): lipid metabolic process; phosphatidylinositol-mediated signaling
Molecular function (GO): calcium ion binding; phosphatidylinositol-4,5-bisphosphate phospholipase C activity
Source: RefSeq, a predicted model, not a curated record
AGCACUUCAUUUGUUGGUCUGCAUGUGUAGCAAGCAAACAGCUACUUAUACAUUUUAACUGUAAGCAAGUAAGCAAUAUUCAGAACUACUUUCUCUUGGAAAUUUAAUAGUAGGGAGUAUGUGUAAGUAAAGCUGUAGACUAAGACUUGGUUCAACUUGAUGCUGACACAGUCACAGAUACUUUGACGCUUUAUCUACAAUGGUGACGCAUAUAGUUUAGAGGAUGAAUGCAUCUGCCCCCUCCUACCAGUUAUUUGAAGAAAGGGAGGGAGAAACUGCUAGGGGGAGGAGGUUCAAGAGUAAGUCAUCUUCAACAUCAAAGAUUAGAGAGUUUACCAGCAGCAGCAGCGUGCCCAGAGGAGCAUCCAGAAAAAAAGAGAAAAUGGCAGUCACAUCAUUAGAGCCUACAUACUGGUCUUCUCAAGAAUUUGAUGUUUCGGUUUGUAUUUACUGUAUGAAGCAAGGAACUUCACUGACCAAGAUAAAAGCACAAGGAACAAAAUCGAUCAGGACAUAUUUUUUAGACAAGGAGAACAGUUGUAUUAGAUGGAAACCAACACGGAAAGGCACAAAAGCUAAAAUUGCUGUGGAUUGCAUCAAAGAGGUGCGUGAAGGACAGAAAACGGACUCAUUCAAGCGUGGCCUUGUGAAUGAAAAUAUUGACUCCUCAUGCUGCUUCUCAAUCAUAUAUGGAAAUGGAUUAGAAACAGUAGAUUUAGUGGCCAAUACAAAACAGGAAGCGCACAUCUGGAUUCAAGGAAUGCGAUUCCUACUUGCUGGUCUUCAGAUGGAAGAUGUCCUUGUGAAAAGCAACAGGCUACGUGAUAACUGGUUGAGGACAACAUUUGAAACAGCAGACAAAAGUAAAAAUGGACUUUUGGACAUGGAUGAGGUCAUUAGACUGCUUCACAAACUCAAUUUUAAACUGAGUAGACGCAAGGUCAGAAAACUCUUCAAGGAAGCAGACACGAACACAUCCGGGAAACACGAAGGUCAACUGGACUAUGAGGAAUUCAUGCAAUUUUACAAGUUGAUAAGUACACGAAAGGAACUACUUUUUCUACUCCAGCAAUACAGUGAAUCCAAGCAGUUCAUGACAGCCAAAGAACUUCAGAAGUUUUUGCAAGUUGAGCAGAAGUUAGAGGCAGUCACGGUUGAGAUGUGUGAAGACAUUAUUGAGACAUUUGAACCAGUCCCAGAGAACAUACAAAACAAAUGGCUUGGUAUAGAUGGAUUUACAAAGUAUUUGUUAAGUCCAGAAGGAAAUGUAUUCAACCAGCACCACUCUAAGGUUCACCAGGAUAUGACAAGGCCUUUGUCCCAUUACUAUAUGGCGGCGUCGCACAACACAUACCUCAUUGGCGACCAGUUGAUGUCGCAAUCAAGCGUUGACAUCUAUGCGUGCGUGUUACAAUCUGGGUGCAGAUGUGUUGAGCGUAAGUUAAUUGAACUGUGUAUUGGCUACUCAAAAUACCAUGAUAACGAUAGUAUUAUUAAAGAAGAUUUGGAAAAUAUGUUUCUUACGUAUUUCAUCCUUUCACAUGAGCAAUCCAAUUUUUUUUUUCCAGACAAACUACAUACAACACCACUGACAGAGCAUCAAACUAAGCUACCAUCACCAGAAGAUCUGAAGGAAAAGAUACUAAUCAAGACUAAAAAGCUGCCGAUGGCGGUAGAAUGUGAAGCUGAGACUGGAGAGGUUACUGAUGAAGACAGUGCCGAUGAAAUGGAAGAUAAUUUCAAGUUGGAGAAUGCUAACCAUUCUCAACAGCUAGAGAACAUAGCAAUGGCACAGUUGGCGCUCAUGCAAAAGAAACCUAUAUCACCAGGUCGAAAGGCCUGGCAAGUCCUGUCAUCUAAGGUCAAAGGCCAAUUGGUUGGACAGAAGCAGGAAGAUGAAGAAGAGCGUUUAGAUUCCCCGAGUAAAAGUCGUAAUAAAGCUCCACAACGGACAAAGAAAAAAAAGCGUUCGAUCCGCACGUUCUCAAGCACGGAUAGUGGAAUUGGGAGUGAAAAAUCUAAGGAUGAUGCUCAGGUGUCUGGCAACACUUUCCGUGAUGGAAUGGACAGUCGUAGUAGGAAUGGGAGUAAGAAAAAAAUUGUUCUCUCCAAGAAGCUCUCUGAUUUAGUUGUGUAUACUAAAUCCUCAUCAUUCGCAGGAUUUAAACCUGCACCAUUCUGGGAGCUACCAUCAAUGGGGGAGAUGCGUGCAAUGAACUUGUGUACUGUGCACGCAAGUCAAGUCGUGCAAUUUACAUGCAAUAAUCUCUGCCGGGUGUAUCCAUCAGCAUACCGAAUCGAUUCAAGUAAUUAUAAUCCAACACCUAUGUGGAAUGCUGGAAUUCAAAUAGUUGCUCUCAACUACCAAACAGAGGGAAGGGCGAUGCAGCAGUGCAAAGCUAAAUUCAGUUACAAUGGUCAGUGCGGCUAUGUCUUGAAACCAGACUACCUUUGUGAUACUGAAACAGUGUUUGACCCAAAUUGCCAAGGGGCUUUACCAAACUUGCAGAAGAAACUCCUAACACUCCAGGUAAUCAGUGGCCAACAGCUUCCAAAGCCACCUCAGAGCCUAUUAGGGGAGAGGGGUGAGAUAAUUGAUCCAUUUGUUGAAGUAGAAGUGAUUGGUCUUCCUGUUGAUACAGCUAAAAUGGCUACCAAGACAAUACAGGACAACGGUUUUUCACCAAUUUGGAACAGUACUAUGCAAUUUGGAAUCCAAGCAAUGGAUUUGGCUUUGAUAAGGUUUGCUGUUUGGGAUGAGGAUCCCAUAGGAAGGGAUUUCAUAGGCCAGGCUACUCUACCACUAUCCAGUCUCACUUCAGGCUACCGCCACAUCCACUUGGAUGGCCUAGAACAAGCUACCAUCUUUGUUCAUAUCAGUAUAACAGACUUUGAUGAAAUGCUUCUUAUUCCUAUGAAGUUUGCUGUUCCUAAAAUGAAGAGUAUUAAACAUUUAAAAAAAAUACCAACAAACCAAUACAGUCGAUCUAAGUCAGCUGAUGAUUCUGGGGUGCAGAUUCAAACUACAGUCAAUCGAAAACCAUCAAUCGGCCGAAUGUUCUCCUCUAGACGGCGGCAUACCAUCACCACACUUUUCAAUCGACCAAAACCCCAGAGCGGCACUUUUGAGGACUCACAAGACGAUGACUUAUGUUCAAAAGAAGCAAAGGUUCUUGAAGUUAUGUUAGACAGUGAAGAUGAGACUGCUGUAUGUAAUUCUAUCAUAUUGGAGCAGAUCAUCACAUCCAACCUAUCAACAAGACUUGAAGAAGAUGGUAGUGUUAGUAUCGCAAUCAGUCAAAUACCGUUUUUGUUUAAGACAUUGUCUGUAUCAACCUUACUCACAUGCAUUCGUGAAGGAACAUUGAACAUUCGUAAUAAUGACUCAAAUAGAGGAUCUACCUGUAGACUGUUGUAUCAAUAUGAGCCUCUACAAAGACCAAUGGAUUUACCAAUCUCAGAAACAGAUGAAGGCUCCAUACGUUCUUGGUGGAACAACCUUCUGCAAGACAUGUCUGAACAAUAUCGCAAGAACUCCAUUGCUUCCAGUUUGAUGCAGUCAAUAGAUGGCAUCAAUUCUUCAACUUCAUCUGAAUCAUCUGAUGAGAUCUCAUUUCUUAGUGACUUGUCCAAUACUUAUAUAGAAGAUUCUGAGGUAACUAGUAGUGAAGGCAUUGAAUUCAUUCAGGGUUCUGAAGGAAGUUCUGAAUGUCAUUGUGAUUAUCUUGCAACUUCACAGAGUUUUGAUUCACUGGAUAAUAUUCAAAAUCCAAAAUGUAUUUGGUUAUCAAAAUCUGAGGAUGUAUUAAGUACUAAUCAUAGUACUUGGCAAAACUUAACAUUUUCAGACUCUGAUUAUUAUUCUGCCACUAAUGGAAGAAUGGAAAGUGACCAAGAACCUCCUAUCAGUUCAACUGUUGUUCAAGAACUUUCGUAUAAGUAUAAAAUCUUACAAGCCCAGGUGAAAAAUACAAACACACAUUCAAACCACUCAAGUCAAAAUAUUGAUUUGAAAUUAGAGAGAGAAUCAGAAAUGAUGUGUGAUAUGAUGCCAGACUUACUACUAAAUGAAAAAGAUGGACCUUCACAACAAUGUGAUGAUAUUAUAAGCUGCAUUAGCAUACCUUGUAAUGAUGAUGGAGAAUUUGAUACUUUACACAGCAGGAAGAAAGAGAAGUCAAAAGUCAGAAAUGAUGUCAUGUCUUUGGAAUGUGAUGAUGUCAUCAGUGACAUUAGUUGUUCUGAUUGUGAAAGUGAGAGUGCAUCUUCUGAUACCAGUGUAAACCUGAACAUUUCAGAUACAUCUAUCCCAAGUGUAACAUUCAGUGAGGGUGCCAUUACAGGAGAUCUGAAUUUUGAAGGUCAUUACAAUUUAAGUACACCAAGCUCUACUAAUAUGAGUAGUCACUCUAUUCCAGAGUACAUGUUGCAGAGGUUUACAGCUCAAGACUUACCAAUUAAAAAACAAAAAAAUUUCUGUUACAGAAAUCCUUAUUUGAAUCGCUUACCUAAGAACAGGAGAGGUAGGUCAAUGUCCUCUGCUACCUCUGAUAUUCUAUGUAAUACAAAUCAAACCUGUAUAAAGUUACUUACACCACCGCCUGUGAAGCUCAGGCGGUCCUUGUCCGAUCGAAUCAUAACUUCUUCUAAAGUACCAUUUUCUAGUUCGGUGUCAUCAACACUUUGUGAGGAACUGAUGAUGACAUCUGACCAAAAAACGCAAAAAGAGGUGUUACAACUUUCCAGCAAUUUUAUAAAACUUAACUCUAACAAUAGCAAUAACAAUGAUGGGUGUGACGGAAGUGAUGAAAAUUCUUCGGAUAAAGACGAAAAUUGCUUGAGCGAUAACAUUGAUGAUUCAGCCCAAACAUCAAAUUCUGCCAUUAGUAGUAAUGCAGAGGCAGUGGUUGCAUUGUCUGUGAAACCUCAUACAGAACAGAACACAAAAGCAGAAAUAUUUACAGCAAUGAUGCCAGUAAUAUCAAUUGAUGUCACUAAAGAUGAUCCUCUCUGGCAAAGUAGUGACGACGAGCAGGAUACCUCUGACUCAAGCUCGAGUAAUUCUUCUGACAACACAAUUCUGCACAUUACUUUUGAAGAAAUUGGUAAAAAGUCGGAAGCUAUGGGUUCUCCUGUUGAUGCUAACUCAAUUGAAAUAGGUGAAUUGAAAAUUAAAGAUAUAUUUGAUCCAGAAGAAUACAACUAUUACAAGAAAUGCUUCCUCAAUCGGUUACAUCAGGCAAAGAAGAAACGAAUUCAUGAUGCUAGGAGAGAAGGAAAGAAAACAUCAAGAAAUAAGAUGAAACGAAAAGAAUUAGAAAAAUCGAAAAUUAAAUUAAAUAAAGGUAAACAAACAGAUGAAUGUAACAAUGUUCCUGAUAGUUUCUUACACUACAGCAUGCAAUCAGAUAGUCAAGGGGAUAUUAACGAUGAUAAAAGUCAAAAUAAAACUAAGUCGCUUUUUGUUGAAAGUGAUAACUGUUUGCUUUUGAGUAAAAGGUCAGAUGCAAUGCAUCAACCUUCUGCAACAAUGUCACAUAAAUUUCCCGAGAGUGAAAAACAGUUAGUAAACAAUUAUAAAAGGAGUACACAAAAGAAAUGUCAAGAUGAACAUGCACCAGUAUGUAGCAGAGCAAGUUCCAAACAUGCUCAGAAUACUGAAAGACACGAAUUAAACUCACAACAAAAUAAUGACCAAGCUGAAAGUUCUUCAUCUUCUAAAAGGGCUGUAGUCAACCAUAACCCUGAUACAGACUACAUUCAGCUACACCAGAUGCCAGACUUGUUAUCUAAUCACAAAGUUGAAGAAGUAAGUCAACCGAUAUAUGAAAACAGUAUUGGUAGUAAUAGAGCAGGAAUUGUUGAUGAAUCAAUAAUUCAACCAGAACAAGCACCUUCGGUUCCAUUUCAACUCGAUCAAUUUUUACAACAAACAGAAUCUUCACGUUCUGAUAUUGAUUAUGGAGAUUAUGUUACGUUGAGAUUUGACAGCAAUGGUCACAGACUACCUCUUGCAGAAGUAAACACCUCGGUUAAAGACAAAGAAACUGGGCAAGGAUGGUUUGAAAUUGAAACCCCAAAACAAUCAGAGAACAUCUAUGAAGAGUUGCAUGACACAAAAGGGAGAAAACUUCAAAGAGCUCAGAGCAUGAUGCUGACAAGGUCUAAGGCUUACAGACCAAGACCGAUUGAUUUCACCCUUGAAAAGAUGUUCAUUGAUUCUCUUAACCUAGAACCUGGCAUGAUGCACGACAUCAGUUUGGAAGACCCGAGGAUCAUAAAUGUUAAUAAAACUCUUCUGAGCUCAACAAUGGAAUCUAAGCCAAUUGUUGCGUCUGAUCACCAUGAAACCGCCCUAGCCAACAGUGAGUUUGAAACCGAUAUGAAUCUAGAAGAUACGAACGUGUUGAAUCUCAGGAAAAGAAGUAAACAGAUAAUUGACUUGAUGGCAAAUGUUACUUCACCAUUAGAGAAAAUACCAGUUAAAGAAGAACACUCUCAGUUCCAUUUAAGCGAUACUCGAGAUUUUAGAAACAAAUGCCUUGAAGUAGAUUUAGGUCACUCGACAACUAAUAAAGGAGCCGGGUCUAGAUGCCCAAUUCUCAUCCCAGAAGAAGAUUGGAGUCGAAGCGCUGACUAUACAAGAGGUACCCAAUUAUUUAGGAAUAAACAGAAGUCAGUUCCAGCCAAAACAGACGCAAUGCGUCAUCAGAACCCUGUUCAAUCAGAUGAUUUUGAUGAUGAUAAACAAUCGGCAGCGAAGCUACGGUUAAGUGAUGCAUGGCUGCGUAAUCAUAGUAAAAUAUUUCACUCUGGUAAUUGGCACUUGAGCACUGAACAUCAGCACACUAUCAAUAGUCAGCAGUGCAUCAACAAAGAGCAACAACAUGUGACUAAUGACCGCUAUGAGCGGCAACACUUGAAUAAAUUUCAACAGAUGAGAAUGCAGCAGCGAGUGAGCAGUGAUAACCAACACGAGAGCCAUAUACACGAAUGUGUGAACGAUGAUAAUCUUGCUUUUUCUAAAUCCACAAACCACCAUACUCCAAUUUUAACCCACAGAGAAGACCAUCCUGCACUGACAUCAGAUGGUAGAGGAAACACAAAGACAACGUACAUAUAUGAUUAUCAAAGACUGAAUGAAUCAGAGGGAGCCCUGAUGGAGUACAAGCCACUGAGAACGAACAAAGACUAUGUUGUAUUUCCGCAAAACCGCAGAUAUUUUAGAGGCGCUACGAAUAAUGAUAAUCUUUUUCAGCAUAAUUAUGGAAAUCAUCGGAUAAUAGAUAGAAAAUCUGAUAACGGGCUUCGUCCAAUAUUUGAUAAUUUGAAGGCAAAAGAUAAGUUUGUUGAUAGCAAUAGCAAUGUUAUGUUUCAUUCGUUAUCCACAGUGAACUGUCCAGGUAGGAAGAUUUUGAAUACAACUUCUAAAACAGGGGCUAGACGAGCUGAGGUUGAAAGUUAUGUUAAUCCAAUAAUGGUUGAUCAGGCAACCAGUCCUGGUAUUGCCAGGCACUCCCAUAAUGCCAAAUACACCAAAAGUACACAACCGUCGAUGCAGCAAAAUGACACACACGGCCCGUUGGAUGUCAGUAAUGAAAGUUGUCGAAAUUCUAAUCUUGAGCUUUGUUUAACGUCAACACCGACUAGAUCGACAUCCGGAAGAGUAAUGUCUGAAAAUAGACAGUGGGAUAUAAGUGGCAUAAGACCUAAUUGCGGGAAAGCAAAUGGCUCUGACGAUGCGUUAUUUUCCUUUUUGUCUCAGAUGCAAACUUAUAAUAACUUGCAUGUGAAGUAUAGAGAAAGCACGUCACCAAUAUAUGAAAAUAUGAAUUCUUUAAAUCAGCGAUCAAAGCAAGAUAACUAUUCCGAUUCAACGGUAAUUGAACAGGUUAAAUUUUCAGGGGAUGAAAGUCAAUCUAGAAUAGCUUCUACAUCACUGACAGUUGGUUGUGACCAAUCAAUAUCACCAUCCACCAUCCUUACUCAGGACGUUCCUCCAGAAAAACGUGGUAUUAAGCGAUGGUUUACAAAUGACAAUGUGGCUGUACAUAAAAUGAUACUUAGAAGAAACGAUGAGUCAGAAACCAGUUUGAAUGUUUCGACACCAAAACCACCUCCUGACUAUGACGAGCAUAUUAAUAACACUCGAUCUUUACCCGGUGGAAUGAAACUGGCGUCUUCGGUAGAAUUUCUACCAAACUAUGAAGACCACCUUCAUAAACAUGGAAUGGAAAAACAUUAUUCGUCAACACCGAGCCUAUUCGAAGAUGACGAUUCGGUAUUCCUCGAUGAUUCUGAAUAUGAUGAAGAAACGCCACCACGGCCACGUUUUUUACGAAAUACUAGCCAACCAGAGAAAGCACGAUCGAGCAUAAUUCGCAAUCGUUCAAGCUCAGUGUCUGGAAUUAAACGCACAAAAUCAGUUCGUUUUGAAGUCCCAGGAGGGGCAAAUACUCAGUCACCUCCAUCAAUGAACUCCGAUGAUCAAAUUCCGAGUAGUAAUGGAGAAUCAUUCAGUAUAAUUGAAAGAUUAGUUGGAAAACAGUCAUAUAAAGAAAUUCUAGAGAAAUGGGCCCAAAAAAAUUUGUUAAAUGAAGAAGAACGCAACUGCUCUAUUCCAGACGAAGAAACAAUUUCUAAAGAAGGCCUUAUAAAUCAGUCCAAAGCAGAUUUGACUGAGGAUGUUGUUGGACAAUUCUGUCAGCGUGCCAGUCUGCUGCAGCCGGCUAUCUAUGCUUUACCAAACAUAACAUACAAUGAGUACACUGAAAUGGCAGAUGGUGUCCAGAUUAAAGAGUACGGUGACGUUGGUACGAUAGAGAUGACACCAAAGACACACUCUGAAAUUUCAAUAUCUGCACAACCUGCAUCAUUGCAAGUCGAUACAGGUCUGCAUGCCCAAACACGUGCUAAACAUUGUAACGAAAUCGAUAAACUUCAAUCCUGGGGUAGUAUACCACCAUUAUCAAGAUACCAAAUGAAUUACAGAGGCAUGGAGACUUCAGAUUUCUGGACGCCAAUCGGAAGUGAUGAAAACACCCGUCACCAUAGCUCUUCAUCAAGUAACAUGAGUAUCCCUUCCUCAACGACAGACAUCACAUACUUGACAGAAUUUGAUAGAAAUGAUACCAGGAGAGGAGUUAUCCGAAGAGACGUGAUACCAAUCUACAAUACUGUGAAUUCGCAAAGAGGUAUUAAACGAAGCUCACCAGUAAUGGUAGAACCACCUUUUGACGUUGUAAGCCCAGAUAAUAUGUUCAAAUGGGCUAAUUAUUCACCAAGAAGUGAUGACGAUCCGCUACAGAUGUCACCUGAAUUUAGGCAGACAGCGCGUCCGUACUCAGCAGGAAACUUUAACACUAAGUUCACAGUUGCAAAAAGACGGGCAAGACCAAUACGACAACAAGCCAAAGAUAAUGGACGUCAAGUCAACACUACUGAUACAUUCAAAGCAAGGGAAAGUGACGAUCAAAACAAACUAGAUGAUGAUAAACGCCACACAAGAGGUGGUAAUGUGUUAUUCAAAUACAAAGGAAGUUUACAAAUUAGAAACCUAAAGAAUGGACUAAAAAACGUUUUUAAAAAGAAAGGAAGUAAGCAUAGUGACGAUAGUUCUGAACAUGGAUCCGAAAGCUCUGAUAAAAAUCAUUCUUUAAGCACGAACAAUCAAGAGUUGAAUUUAACGUUGAAGGACCACAUUGUGGUAGGAGAGAGUGAACACCGCAAUGACACACCCCACUUUUCACGUUAUGGUUCCAAGAGUGGAAACGAGCGCGCUUCAUUGUUUUCGUUAAAAUCUGAUCCAGAGCCUCUCCAAAAUAGACAUAGGUCGCUCAGCAUGCCAUUCGUAUCCUCCCUGGAAAUGUUGGACGUACCAAGCUCACAAAAACAAACACCACACGUAUAUUUUUCUCUUAAUGUAUAAUCAAUUAAUAUCGUAAUUCAUGUAUGCCAUUGUUCUUCAACAAUUUUAUGAUAUGAAAUCACUUUUAUGUAUGGUGGUAUGUCAGUACUUAUAGUGUAUUUUAACAAUCAUCUGUAAUAGAAUAAAAUACACUGAGAAUUACUGAAGGUAGCUUGACAAUAAGUCUUGCGUACUUGAAAGUGGGUUGUGUCCCCGACCCACCAUAGCUUUCUGGGUGUUUGUCUUUCAUGGCUCUUUUGAGGUCUUCUGCCUCAGUUUUCACAUUGCAAUAAUUUCCGAACAGUACAAAUUACCUGGAUACAGUUGAUAUUUAUGCCUGAAAAUGUAGUACACAUAAGUUAUUGUAAUAUCAAAUAUGUGUUAAUUGGAACAUUUAAUACUUAAUUUCUCAAAUGGUAUUGUACAUUUAAUGUUAGUGUGAAAUAAAAUUAUGUUAACGGUGUAUUAUAAAUAGCAAUAAAUAACUUUGAAUCACUAUGUGCAAUAGUUGGUGUUCAUUAUUGAUUUUAAAAUACAUUUUUUGAUAAGCCAUGAACUUGGUUAACAAAUAAUAAUUACUACUAUUACUACUACUAUAAGUAUUAUUAUUAUUAUCAUUAUUGUUAUUAUUAUUGUUAAC